This is a messenger RNA of Antrostomus carolinensis (chuck-will's-widow), 1078 nucleotides long. RefSeq names its product ribosomal oxygenase 1 (gene RIOX1). Gene Ontology annotation, cellular component: nucleolus. Gene Ontology annotation, molecular function: histone H3K36 demethylase activity; histone H3K4 demethylase activity. The record is from RefSeq and is a predicted model, not a curated record. The transcript has a single exon. Lineage: Eukaryota; Metazoa; Chordata; Aves; Caprimulgiformes; Caprimulgidae. The annotation marks the transcript as partial.
CUGCGGCUCCUCAGCCCCCAGGCCUUCUCCCUCACUGUCUGGAACUUCCUCACCAUCCUGCAGGAGCACUUCGGCAGCAUGGCAGGGGCCAACACGUACCUCACGCCACCUGGGACGCAGGGCUUCGCCCCCCACUAUGAUGACAUCGAGGCCUUUGUGCUGCAGCUGGAGGGGAAGAAGCGCUGGCGCGUCUACAGCCCCCGGACGGAUGCUGAGGUGCUGCCCCAGUUCUCCAGCGCAAACCUCACACAGGCCGAGCUCGGUGAGCCUGUGCUGGAGACGGUGCUGGAGGCUGGGGACCUGCUGUACUUCCCCCGUGGCUUUAUCCACCAGGGCAACUGUCUCCCUGAUGCACACUCGCUCCACAUCACGGUGUCCUCCUACCAGAGGAACUCUUGGGGGGACCUGCUGGAGAAGCUCCUCCCAGCUGCCCUGCAGAUGGCCCUGGAGGAGGAUGUGGAGUACCGGCAAGGGCUUCCCAUGGACUACCUGGGGUACAUGGGGGUGGCCAACUCGGACACAGUGGAUGCUCGCCGAACAGCCUUUAUGGAGAAGGUGCAGAGCCUGAUAAAGAAACUCAUUGACUAUGCACCUAUUGAUGCUGCCGUGGAUCAGAGAGCCAAGUCAUUUCUUCAUGACUGUCUCCCCCCAGUGCUUACGCAGAGUGAAAAGGCGCAGAGUGUGUACGGCUUCCCAGCCCGCUGGCAAGAUGGAGGCCCCUGUGAUGUCGAUAUACUGAUCACAAAAGACACAGAAGUACGUCUCCUCCGCCAUGGCAUCAUUAGAUUGUGUAAUGAAGCAGCAGGUGUGAUGCUGUAUUACGCAACAGAAAACUCAAGAGUGUAUCACAAGGAAGAACCCAAGUUCCUUGAGAUAGAUCCUGAGUAUACCGACAGCAUUGAACUUCUCCUGUCUUCCUAUCCAAACCACGUCACUGUGGAUACCCUCCCAUGUGAAACCUUGGAGGACAAGAUAUCUCUAGCCACGCUCCUGUUUGAGAAGGGCAUUCUGACUACGAAGAAGCCUCUGGUGCAAGUGUAACUAAUUUUUAACAAAAUAAACACACAUUGUUGAGAAA